Messenger RNA from Daucus carota subsp. sativus, 1618 nucleotides. RefSeq lists its product as uncharacterized. The record is from RefSeq and is a predicted model, not a curated record. The coding region runs from base 260 to 1165 and encodes 301 amino acids. Lineage: Eukaryota; Viridiplantae; Streptophyta; Magnoliopsida; Apiales; Apiaceae. The transcript is spliced from 2 exons. Gene Ontology annotation, molecular function: nucleic acid binding; zinc ion binding.
ACUAUCCAAGAGUUAUAUUUGAUAUAAUUGACAAAUGUUGUCUACCUAAAUAGUCAUGUUUUGAGGGUAUUAGCCCACGCUAACUUAAAACAUGGAUGAAAUAUGGAUCUUGGCUCACUAGAAAGAUUUGCAGAAAUGCUUUCCGAAUUAAUAGUUAGGGCUAUUGAUUUGAACAAAAUAGUGGGAGAUAUAUAUUUUGAAUAUAUAUUUAUAAUCACUUGAACAUAAUUUAAUAAACAUCUGUAAACUAAUUUAUCUUAUGCAUUUGAAAUAUUGUAGAUAUCCAAUGGCAAAUAAUUCAAACAACUUCUCUGUACGAUCAGUCCUUGAGAAGGACAAGCUGACAGGAACCAACUUCCUUGACUGGCAAAGGAAUUUGAGGAUUGUCCUCAAACAAGAGCGCAAGCUCUAUGUCAUAGAUAUUCCUCGCCCUACACCUCUCGCUGAAGGAUCAACCCGUGCUCAGCAUACUGCUUAUCAGAAGCAUAUCGAUGAUGACACGGAUGUUCAAUGUCUCAUGUUAGCGACCAUGAGUGCUGAACUUCAGAAACAACAUGAGAAUAUGGAUUCUUAUGAUAUGAUUGAGCACCUUAAGCGUAUGUUUGAGGGACAGGCUCGUCAGGAGAGGUUUGAUACUUUCAAAUCUUUGAAUGCUUGUAAGCAGGGUGAACGUGAUCCGGUAGGACCGCAUGUUCUGAAGAUGAUAGGGUAUAUUGAUUAUCUUGAAAAAUUGGGUGCCCCGAUUGGUCCGGAGCACCAAAUUGAUCUGAUCUUGCAAUCUCUAAACAAUAACUAUUCUCAGUUUGUAAUGAAUUACAAUAUGAAUGAGAUAAACAAGAACCCCGCCGAAUUGUUGGCAAUGUUGAAAACUGCUGAAACCAACAUUCAGAAGGUGUCCCCUACUCCCAUAUUGAUGGUGAAUAAGGGGAAGGCCAAAGGAAAGGGUAAAUGGAAAGGCAAGAAGAAGAUGGGAUCUAAUUCUAAUGCCAAUCCGAAACCUGGUCCGACUAAGGCCUUGAAACCGAAAGGUGGUGUUCAGAAGGAUGGUGAUUGUCACUAUUGCAAGAAACCAGGUCAUUGGAAGAGGAACUGUCAUGCUUAUUUGGAGGAUCUGAAGAAGAAGAAGGCUGCUGCCGCUUCUGAUUCAGGAACUACAGGGAAGUAGGCCAUUGGCAAAGGGAGAAGUCGACCUACGAGUUGGCAAUGGAGCAAAAGUUGCUGCUAUAGCUGUAGGGACUUAUCAUUUAUCGUUGCCCACUGGGCUUAUUUUAGAACUUGAGAAUUGUUUUUACGUGCCUGCAAUUUGCAGAAACAUUAUUUCAGUUUCUUGUUUGGACAAGAUAGGUUUUGCUUUUUCAAUUCAGAACAAUAGUUGUUCCUUUUCUUUGAAUAAUGUUACCUAUGGGGUUGCACGUUUAUUUAACGGUUUAUAUGUUCUUGACUUGGAUACUCCCAUCUAUAAUGUGAAUAAUAAACGACUUAAAACUGAUGACUCAAAUAAAACAUACCUCUGGCACUGUCGUUUAGGCCAUAUAAAUGAGAAGCGCAUUUCCAAGUUACAUAAGGAUGGAUACUUGGAUAAGUUUGAUUUUGAAUCAUACGAAGCAUGCGAACCAUG